Messenger RNA from Adineta ricciae, 933 nucleotides. NCBI's taxonomy places the organism in Eukaryota, Metazoa, Rotifera, Eurotatoria, Adinetida, Adinetidae. The record is from the annotation of a GenBank genome assembly.
AUGACACACGCUGAUGAUUUUACGUCUACGGAAAGAAAAAUAGCACUUCUUAUCGGGAACAAGAACUACAGCCAAAGAGAAAACCAACUAUACCAUGCCGUUAAGAACGUUGAAGACUUGCAUCAAGUGCUGAGCAACCUAGGCUUUCAAUGUACAGUUCAUUUGGAUAUCGAUAGAGACACAAUAGACAAGAUUAAAGUUUUUGAGAAAACGAUUAGACAAGAUGAUCUAGUCGUCUUUUAUUAUUCAGGCCAUUGCCGUCAUGCUAAUGGACAAAAUUAUUUAGUACCAGUUGAUGAUGCUAGAAUUGAUUCAGAUGAAAAUAUUCCUGAUUUUGGUGUGGAUUUGUUGAGAGUAGUCGAACGAUUAUGCAGCAAAAACGUCAACAAUGUCUCAUUAUAUAUACUCGAUUGUUACAAACCGUAUUUAUUGAAAGAUGAGCCGUCGUCGGAAGCGAUUAGAAAACGACCAAAAGCAAUGGAAGCUCUCCCUCGAACGUUUAUUCAAUAUGCUUGUACUCCGAAUCAACAAGAUAGUGUUGUGCCACAUCGCGGUCGCAAUGAUUUAUAUACUAAACAUUUAAUGGAUAUCAUCUCACAUGAAAAUAUUCAAAUUGCGGAUCUCUUCAAACGAAUUUCACAAGGUGUAUACCGAGAAAGCAACCAGAAACAGAAACCGCUAUCGAUGAAUGGAUUAGGUGGCUACGGAAAGAAGAUCGUUAAUUUCGUCGACUAUAAUAGAAUGAUAAACGCUUAUAAUGAUCGAAUUCGUGAUCUAAAAAUAGAACUAGAAAAGUAUACGAUCCAGACGUCAAUGGGCUCCAAUUCAGCUGAUCUAUUCCAUGCCAAUAGAAUACGAGUCUUGAUUCAUGAAUUCACACAGAAACGGACAAGUUUGAUUAGUAAAUGUUAUGCAGCUGCUCCUCGUGGGUAA